GCGCUGUUUGAGCGCCUCAGCGGGUCUGCUGGCACAAUGUCCAACAACAUUCGAUGAGCUGUCGCAUAGCCAUGUUGACCAUCUACGGGUACAAGAGGUAGGACAGAGCAGUGGUGCAAGCCAGGCUGGUCCCCAUCACUCGUGCUGCUUCGCUUUCGCAUACGUUCGACUAUUCGAUUCAUCUCCUUCUCACCGCAUUCAGCACAGUGAACAGCCCUUUAUUCCUUCAAGAGUGCAACGACACCUGCCAUGCGUCUUACUGCUGCUUACCUCUCAUUCUUUGCUCUUCUUUGCACUGCCAUCCUGGUGCAGGCCGCCCCGCGUGUCGAGUCUUGCGCGACACAAACGGACUGCGACUCUUGUGUUCGUACGAGUCACUGCGGGUUCUCGCUCGAUACACGAGAUUGUGUUGCGAAGGACGGCCAUUCCGGUACUCUUGCCGCAUCUGCAGCUCAGUGCAACAAGGUAUCCUUUAUCCUUGCUGUACGAAGGCUCACUCUCGCCGUGAGGGCAGUUGUGGAUGAAAAAUGGAAGGGCAUGGAAUCACACGUUCUGAAAGGCAAUGACAAAAAUCCAAAUUCCGGCCGGCAUCUCACGUCGACUUGGUUCUCGCAUGAAAAAAACAAAGACAGCGUUGAGCACAUGACCAUCGACACGGCGACAUCUCUCGCACAAGUAAAGCUUGGGUCGAAGACAAAGACGCUUUGGAUCGACAACAACGCGGAGGGCAAGGCAACGAACCUGGCACACAUGUACAGCAAGGACAUGGUCGCUGCGAUAUGCAAGGCGGCGCUCGCGGCGGCGCUCAAUUCGAAGAACUCAGUGUCGAGCGGCUCGUAUUCCGUCGCAACAGCUUUUGGGUUCAACAUUUGCGUAACGGUGUCCAAUGCACAGUGCUUCCCUGCGUACACUCAUGUGACGCUGGUUCCACCGGGUGAGAAGUGUUGAAGGUUCUCGUAGGGACCGCGGAGAAUAUCGCGUUUGUCUGAGCUCUGUCAAACGCGUGAGGUACAU
This is a messenger RNA of Rhodofomes roseus, 1014 nucleotides long. RefSeq lists its product as uncharacterized. The coding region runs from base 250 to 948 and encodes 232 amino acids. The transcript is spliced from 4 exons. Lineage: Eukaryota; Fungi; Basidiomycota; Agaricomycetes; Polyporales; Fomitopsidaceae. The record is from RefSeq and is a predicted model, not a curated record.